Molecule: messenger RNA, 1110 nt
Organism: Mytilus trossulus (common blue mussel)
Lineage: Eukaryota; Metazoa; Mollusca; Bivalvia; Mytilida; Mytilidae
Exons: 1
Coding region: 1-1110 (369 amino acids)
Source: RefSeq, a predicted model, not a curated record
AUGCAGUACCAUCAGCGUCCCAAAAUAAAUAUUGUAAGCCCUAGAGCUUUAAGAAUGCAAUCUAGAAAAGCCAUGAGUGUGGACACAGCUCUUAACCAAGGAGUACAACAAGAGGUUGAAAUUGAGUCAACAUCAAAUAGUACUGAUAUUUCCUUACCUUCAGAGCCUGACGUACAUGUACCCAAGGACAUGCAGAUCCAAUGCGAGUUACUUGGUCGGUAUUCGAUUGAGAGGUUUAUGGACAAUCCAAAGGCAGUUUCAUUUUAUACAGGUUUUAAAUCUUAUGAACAUUUUAUGUUCUUAUUCCAUGCACUAGGUCCUGCUGCAUAUGAGCUCAAAUAUAAAUGUUCAACCCUUCAUCCAUCGGAUCAGCUUUUUAUAACAUUGAUUAAACUUAGAUGUGCCAAAGAAGAUGUAGAGUUAUCCUUGCUAUUUGAUUUAUCUGUUUCAACCAUUGCUAGGAUUUUUAAUACCUGGAUUAACUUCCUUUAUUUUCAAUUGAAUGAAUUAAAUAUUUGGCCAUCAAGAGACAUUGUUGAUAAGCAUAUGCCAGUAGAUUUUCAUAGAAAAUUUCCAAGGACGAGAGUUAUUCUUGAUGCUACCGAGAUUCCUAUCCAGAAAUCUCAAGACGUUAACAUUCAGAGUGUGACUUGGUCAUCCUACAAGCACAAACAUACUGUGAAAACUAUGGUCGGGUGUACCCCAAGAGGUGCUAUAUCCUAUAUUUCAGACUGCUAUGGGGGAUCUACCAGUGACAGGCAGAUUAUUGAAGACUCAAGUCUUUUAGAUAAUACCAGGUUUGAAUCUGGGGAUAGUAUAAUGGCGGAUCGAGGCAUAAUGGUUCAAGACCUCUUUGCAAACAACGAUGUGUAUGUUAAUACGCCUACAAUGCUGAAAGGAAAAUCACAACUAGAGCCAGAAGAAAUUGUGAGGGAUAGACGUGUUGCAUCCAAGCGUAUCCAUAUAGAACGUGUUAUAGGAUUAGCCAAACGUUUUAAAAUUCUUAAGUCCGAACUUCCAAACACCAAACUGUCAUUAAGUAACAGAAUUGUAUUUGUUUGUUUUGCAUUGACAAAUUUCAAAAAUGCAAUUGUUGAUAAAUUUGCUUAG